Molecule: messenger RNA, 546 nt
Organism: Cinara cedri
Lineage: Eukaryota; Metazoa; Arthropoda; Insecta; Hemiptera; Aphididae
Source: the annotation of a GenBank genome assembly
AUGAACGAUGCCCGAGUUAAGUUCGUCUCGAAGGCGAAAUACCUCGGAGUCAUACUCGAUCGAAAACUCAAUUUUGCGGUGCAUGUUAACUAUGUAGCCGAUAAAGCUAAAGGUCUGGCACUUAGGCUGCGGGGAAUAGCCGCCACACGCUGGGGCCUUCGAUCACCCGAACUAAGACUCAUAUACAAAGGAGCGAUGGUGCCCACAGCAGUAUACGCUGCAAGCGUGUGGGCCCACCGGCUGAAUCAAAAUGUUAGCUUAGCUGCAACACUGUACCGGGCGCAAUGGCCAACCCUGCUCUCAAAAAUUGGUGCGUAUCGAACGGCACCCACAUCGGCAUUACAAGUCCUAGCGAGGUCACUACCGCUAGACUUAGAAGUCCGCAAAAGGUCUGAUCUAUAUGAUCGCCGUAGAGCGCUAGCUGAACACCAGCCGACUCGAUCGCUCGCGGACAUAAAAUCCGCAUUAGUUCGCAAGUGGCAAGAGCGAUGGGACACCGCCGUCACCGGCCGUGUCACAUACGCAUUCAUUCCCAAUAUCCAAUAG